CUCGUCACAUCACCUCGGUUGCUGCUUGUGUCUAAAAAGGGAAUAGGGUUUUUAAAGGACGCAAAGCAGUUUUUAAAUAUUCGAUAAUCUUUAAAGAGAAUGACCCUCAACAAUGUCAAAAAUGUUUGUUGCAUUGGAGCUGGAUAUGUUGGUGGGCCGACUUGUUCAGUUUUAGCUUUAAAAUGCCCUGAUGUUAAAGUUACAAUUGUGGACUUAAAUCGAGCGCGUAUCGACGCUUGGAAUUCUGAAAAAUUACCUAUAUAUGAGCCGGGCUUGGACGAUGUUGUAAAGAAAUGUAGAGGCAAAAAUCUAUUUUUCAGCACUGAUAUAGACGACUCAAUAAAUAAAGCGGAGUUGAUCUUCGUUUCUGUCAAUACACCUACUAAAACUUUUGGGAUGGGUAAAGGCCGCGCCGCUGACUUAAAAUUUAUAGAAAGUGCAGCUCGCAGAAUAGCAGAGGUCACCACAGGUCACAAAAUUAUAGUAGAGAAAUCGACAGUUCCCGUCAAAUCUGCGGAAUCUUUAAAAAAAAUUUUGCUUUCAAACUGUAAAAAAAAUACUUCGUUUCAAAUAUUAUCUAACCCAGAAUUUUUGGCUGAAGGAACUGCCAUUAUGGAUCUUCUAAACCCAGACAGAAUCCUAAUAGGAGGUGAAGAAACUGAAGACGGGAGAGCUGCUAUGGCCACUUUAGCAAGUCUCUACAGACGGUGGAUACCCGAAGAGAAAAUUUUAACCACCAAUCUCUGGUCCUCCGAGCUGUCCAAGCUAACUGCUAAUGCAUUCCUAGCGCAAAGAAUAUCCAGCAUCAACUCUAUCAGCGCUCUAUGCGAGGCGACGGGAGCAGACGUAGACGAAGUCGCCAAAGCGAUAGGCACCGAUAGCAGGAUAGGCCCAAAAUUUCUUAAAGCUUCUGUGGGCUUCGGGGGUUCCUGCUUCCAAAAGGACAUCCUAAACCUCGUGUAUCUGUGCGAGUCGUAUAACCUGACAGAAGUAGCUAGCUACUGGCAGGCCGUCAUCGAUGUUAACAACUACCAAAAGCGACGCUUUGUGCAACACGUGAUUCGUAAGCUGUUCAACACAGUGACUGGCAAGAAAAUUGCUAUAUACGGAUUCGCGUUCAAGAAGGACACUGGAGAUACUCGGGAGUCGCCCUCCAUCGACAUUUGCCGGUACCUCCUUGAGGAAGGCGCGCAGCUCCACAUCUACGACCCCAAAGUCACCCGCCAGCAGGUCACAGCUGACCUUGUCGACUCGGCUGUCUCGCAGGAAAGCUAUGAAGAGUCGCAGGGCCUGGUUCAUGUAUGCCAGGGCCCAUACGAAGCGGUCGAGGGGUCCCACGCCAUCGUGCUCUGCACGGAGUGGGACGAAUUUCUUUUGUAUGAUUAUCAAAAGAUUUACGACAAAAUGCUCAAGCCUGCAUAUAUUUUUGAUGGGAGAAAAAUUUUAAACCAAGAAAAACUUGAAGGGAUCGGCUUUCACUGUGAAAUAAUCGGAAAAAAUUUCUCCUAA
This is a messenger RNA of Zophobas morio, 1509 nucleotides long. RefSeq names its product UDP-glucose 6-dehydrogenase-like. Gene Ontology annotation, biological process: glycosaminoglycan biosynthetic process. The record is from RefSeq and is a predicted model, not a curated record. The transcript has 6 exons. Gene Ontology annotation, molecular function: NAD binding; UDP-glucose 6-dehydrogenase activity. Bases 100 to 1509 code for a protein of 469 amino acids. NCBI's taxonomy places the organism in Eukaryota, Metazoa, Arthropoda, Insecta, Coleoptera, Tenebrionidae. Gene Ontology annotation, cellular component: nucleus.